AUGAUUAACAUAUAACCAAGAACAAGACAAGAAAGAGUAUACAAAUUAUAAUAGAUAAUUAGGAAGCUUUACGAGAUAAAGAUAGAAUAGAAAAGAGUAGGAUUGAUCUUAGAGGUUAUUUAAAUAUAUAUAACAAAAAAUAGUUGGAUUUGAAGCUAGAGGAUUAGGAGUUGGAACAUUGAUACAUUAAGCACCUCCUUAAUCUACGUUGUAUGUUCCUGGUAUUAAUAGAUUAAUUCUAGAAAAUGAAAGAUUUGAUAAGGAUUUUGCAGUAGCAGACAAAAAGUAAAGAGAACAUGAAGUUUGGUAAAGAGAAAAAAUCAUUGAGAGAAAGAGAAUAGAGGGAUUAGAUAGAGAAACUAGAAAAUGGGAUUAUUAAGAAAAAAUAGAAACUAAAGAUUAAGUAUAAUUAAUGAGUCAUACAUAAUAAUUAACAUAAGGUAAAAGAAAUUCAAAUGGGUAGCACAUAAAAUUUAUUUAUUAGACUUGCUUAUAAUCCAAUUACUUUAAAAUAUGAUAACAGUGAAUAAGGCAAUUUAUUGAGAUAAUAUGAUGACAAGGCUAAAGUUCGAUAAUUUGUUAGAGCACAUAAUUUAGAUACUAGAGGCAAUACUGGCUUUAAUAUAUUAACUGGUGAAUAAAGAGGUGGAGUAGAACAUAUUGUACCUAAUCAUUUGCGAACUAAUUAUUAACAAAGAUUAAGGGAAGUAGAUGAAUAGUAGAAUAUUAAACACUAUGCUAUUUAAUAAUAGUUAUUGAAUUAAUAUGAAUGAUUAUUAACAAAUAAAUAUUUAACUAAUAAUUUCCAAG
Messenger RNA from Paramecium sonneborni, 810 nucleotides. Lineage: Eukaryota; Ciliophora; Oligohymenophorea; Peniculida; Parameciidae. The record is from the annotation of a GenBank genome assembly.